Messenger RNA from Paramecium primaurelia, 210 nucleotides. Lineage: Eukaryota; Ciliophora; Oligohymenophorea; Peniculida; Parameciidae. The record is from the annotation of a GenBank genome assembly.
AUGUCUCAUUAAGGAAAGGAUAUAAACAUAAAUGAUUUUAGCAGCCCUCAUCUUUAAAUAAGCAAAAAAGAUUAAUUUUUAGAAGAAAUAAGAAAUCACAUAUUGUAAAAAUCAAGAAAUGACGUCUGGAGAUUAAAAGGCUAGCCAAACUUUGUUACUCGCCCUUAUGUUGAAUGGAGAAGAGGAGAUACUUGCUGUGCAAUAAUGUGA